AUGGAUAACCAUGGAAUUUUCAUGGACAGUUCAACUGACAUCAUUCUGCCUCUCCUACCUGGAAAGACCUUCACCUCUACAAGCUUGGCAUUCAUGGAUUUAUCAACCAUGGCCUUCACUGCCACUCCUUUCAACAACUGCAGCCAGGAGAACAAGAACAAGUACAUGCUGGCCUACUGCCACUGGCUGGAUCCCUAUAUCUGUGGUGUUCAGGGAACCUCCAGGCCUCAUGUCUUCCACUUCUCCUGUCAUGAAGAAGAUGUGCAGAUGUUCACAAAGGACUACCAUUCCUCUGCCUCUCCAUGGAUGGGUCCCUAUUCCUUCCUCAACCUCUCUCAGCUCAAUACCACCAUCCUCAAGGAUACCCUCUCUGCCCUCACUGAGCUCAACAAUGCCCAGGCCAUGAAGAAAUCCUACCAGGAUCUUAUGUUUCACUGGAUCUCAACAACCAGAUGA
Molecule: messenger RNA, 456 nt
Organism: Acanthamoeba castellanii str. Neff
Lineage: Eukaryota; Discosea; Longamoebia; Acanthamoebidae
Exons: 5
Coding region: 1-456 (151 amino acids)
Source: RefSeq, a predicted model, not a curated record